AUGCCAGCGGGCAGUUUAGCGGGAGGAAAGCGGCGGGAAAGGCUGCUCCCGGUUUUCCCCUUCCCUCCAUUCCCGCCUCGUCUCUUCCCCGCCGACGCCGAGAGGAAGAAUGCUGCGUUCCCCCCUCCGUCUCCCCUGCUUCCGAGAAGCCAGCUCCGCGCCCCUUCCCGUGGGAUUGCAAAGAUCGGCAUAGAAGAUAUGGAUGCCAUUGCCAAUGACUUAGUUGAACAAGAGAGCACUGGCAGCAUCCCCAGCCCGCUGUUCUCUGGUACAAAUCUGAACAAAAGACUCCGGUCCAAGGUGUGGGAUGACUUCAUACCCACCUUUGCCGAAGGGAGGAUCGUGCAGGCUAAAUGCAUGCACUGCCACCAGGUCUUCGGUGGCACCAAUGGCACUAGCAGCCUGCUACGGCACCUGGCCAGUUGCAUCCCUGCGACUCUCAAGAGGGCAAAGAUGCAGGAGCAUACAUCUUUGCCAUCUACACAGAAGGGCACGGUAUCAGCUGGCUCUGAUCCUAAACAGAAGAAGCUCCCAUUCUUGCCAUCUAACCAAAAGAAAUUUGUGGGCAAAGAUGACAUGACACCUGCGCAGAAGGAGCUUGCCUUGCCUGACACUCCCACCACCAUGACUAGGAUGAAUCAAGAGGUUGAUCAGAAUGGAUCUCAUGAGGAUCUUGCAGAGCAGAAGAAUCUAGCUUUACCUGGAAUUUCCACUGAUAACAAUUGGAGGAAUCAAUCUAACAAGGAAAACACAUCAGCUGAGCAGAUCGUAUUCCCUGCUGACAUGAGUCAAAAGCAUCAGGUGGAUGAGAAUGCUUCUCAUGAAGAACUUAUCAUGAUACUGGCCAUGCAUGGACACCUGCCAAAGAUGGUGGAUCAAGAUGGAUUCAGAGAGCUAGUUACUUGGUUGAAUCCUUUAGUCAAGAUGCCAUCCCAUAACGACCUGAUGAUGAACACUUUGAACUUGUUUCAGAAAGAAAAAUCCAAGCUUAUGCAGGAGUUUACAGUCUUACGCAGUCGUGUUUGCUUGAGUGUCUAUAUGUGGCACUAUGACCCAGUCUUGGCAUUCUUGUGCUUGAGAGUUCACUACAUCGAUGGUGAAUGGGAAAAGCAGCAAAAGGUCAUCACAUUCCGUGCCGUGGAUUCCUCCUGCAAUGCAAAGGAGCUGAGUGAUAUCAUAUCGGGAGCUGUUGAACAUUGGGGCCUCGAUGGCAAGGUUUUCUGCAUCAUAUUGGAUGAUGCAUUCAUUGAUAAUUCAGUGGCUUCGAGUGUCAAAGCCAACCUUCAGGAACGGAAUCCACUUUCUGCCAACCAGAGCUUGUUUGUGGUACGUUAUGCAACUCAUUUAGUUGACCAGGUUAUUCAGGUGGGGCUGGAUGAACUCGAGAUAACCUUGGAGAAGCUGUCAAAGUUCUCUAAGUGUACAAACGGUCGCACUCCUGCAGCAGUACAGUAUCCCAACUGCAGAUAUGCACCGUCAUCAGAAGAUUGGUUGACAGCAGGGAAGAUUUGUGAUAAAUUGGACAGUCUUCUUAAAGACGUGGGCUCCACAAAAAGAUACCCUACUCCAGCUCAUUUAUUUAACAUGCUGUGGAAUGUGAAGCAGCAUGUGCAUUUUGAAUCUCUUAUCUGCUGCUACAAGGAUGAUGACACAUUUUCCAAAAUACUGGAGAAGAUGCAAAAUAAGUUCAAGGAAAGCUGGAAGAUCUGCUUCUUCCAUUGCUGUAUGCCUAUGAUCAUGGAACCUGAAUACCGCCUGGAGCGCAUUAGGUCCUCCGUUUGGCUUUUUGGUUUGGAAAAAAACGAUGUGCUUGAUACAUUGGCCAGCCUCUUCAAUGAGUAUUUGGAUCAGGCAGAAGACCCUAACAACACUUCUGGGUCUAAAACUAGCAAGGGAACUGUUGUAGAUGUUGAUACGCUGGUGGAGUAUGAUCGUCAUUGGCACCGGUGUAGUGAGAGACCGAUGACUGAACUUGAUCAGUAUUUGCAAGCACCACAUCUCAUGACAAGUGAGCCCGUUGGUUUAAAAGGAGCAGCAGGUAAACCCAGUGAUCUCCAGUGGUGGAAGGAACACAGCAGGAACUAUCCCACGGUUGCUCGGAUGGCGCGCGAUGUGUUGGCACUACCAUGCAUUAGUGACUGGAAGGCUGCAACAAGAACCGCAACACUAGCAAUAUCCGAGUCCGGUAGUAAACAAUGGGUUGAAGAGCUUGUUUGUACUCAGGAUUGGCUGACACCAGCUGGUGCGAGCCAGGAGUCAACCGAUGAUCUUUAA
Messenger RNA from Miscanthus lutarioriparius, 2274 nucleotides. The record is from the annotation of a GenBank genome assembly. NCBI's taxonomy places the organism in Eukaryota, Viridiplantae, Streptophyta, Magnoliopsida, Poales, Poaceae.